AUGAAGAAAAAAAACCUGGCGCUUGUCCUGCUUCGAAUCGUCGACACACCCUAUGACGAAAUGAUGCUUGGCCCUGAUAACGACCAAAGUAAUCAUAAAUGUAUUACUAUGUCGCGAUAUAAGCUAAGCAAUGCAUAUGAUAAUGUCCAAUCGGUCCACAAUGGUGAUAAGGAUGCCCCAUUGACCUACGAUGAUGAUGUCGCAUCAACCUACAGUGAAGCCAUCCAAUCCCCCAACCGUAAUGACCUUGGGUCGCCCGAUGUCUUGCAACUGCAAGCAGAAACCGCUAUCAACAACAACCGCCACUCGUGGAGUUACCCUAUUCAGAUUGUCUAA
Messenger RNA from Fusarium graminearum PH-1, 336 nucleotides. RefSeq lists its product as uncharacterized. Bases 1 to 336 code for a protein of 111 amino acids. NCBI's taxonomy places the organism in Eukaryota, Fungi, Ascomycota, Sordariomycetes, Hypocreales, Nectriaceae. The transcript has a single exon. The record is from RefSeq and is a predicted model, not a curated record.